This is a messenger RNA of Cokeromyces recurvatus, 1491 nucleotides long. RefSeq names its product solute carrier family 35 member SLC35F1/F2/F6. Gene Ontology annotation, molecular function: transmembrane transporter activity. Gene Ontology annotation, cellular component: membrane. The transcript is spliced from 2 exons. Gene Ontology annotation, biological process: transmembrane transport. The coding region runs from base 114 to 1238 and encodes 374 amino acids. The record is from RefSeq and is a predicted model, not a curated record. Lineage: Eukaryota; Fungi; Mucoromycota; Mucoromycetes; Mucorales; Mucoraceae.
GAAAACGAGCCUUUUGUUUUAAAGAAUCAUAUUCAAAACUCGAGUUUUUUUUUCUUUUACUCUUUUUUUUUCUUUUUUAUAUUAAAAAAAAAACCCCCCUUCUGCUUACUCUAAUGAGUGAACAAAACGAGCAAGCAGUAGCAAAAAAGAGUUGGAAGCAAUAUUUCGCUUUCGUUAAAGACCGGCAAUUUUGGAAAGUUUUAGUACUUGGUCAAGUUCUUUCAUUAUGUAUUACGGGUACUAAUGUAACAACCACUAUCUUGAGUAAUAAAUAUAAUUUCUCUGCAGCCACACUGCAAACUUUUUUAGUUUAUGCUUGUGUAGCUUUAGUUUAUAAUUCGAUUGCUAUCUAUAAGCGUGGUCUAAAGGGCUGGCUACUUCAAUUCUGGAGAAGAGGUAUCUAUUACUUCUUUCUGGGGUUUGUUGACGUUGAAGGAAACUAUUUUGUCGUGAAAUCAUAUGAGUAUACAUCUUUGUUAUCUGCAAUGCUUCUUGAUUGCUGGAGUACACCUGUCUGUAUGAUUUUAGCUUUUAUUUUUAUGAAGGUUAGAUAUCGUUGGGUUCAAUAUGUAGGUGUCUUUCUUGCUCUCUGUGGUCUUGGUAUGCUUGUAGCCAGUGAUGUUAUUACGGGGAAAAACUACGAUGCAGUAAAUGCUCUUAAAGGUGAUCUCUUUUGUAUUCUGGGCGCGACUUUUUAUGGCCUUUCAAAUACGGGUGAAGAAUAUAUGGCACGUAAACAUCCACUUUAUGAAGUGAUUGGUAUGUUCACCUUCUUUGCCACCUUUAUUAAUCUUGUCCAAGUAUUUAUCUUUGAGCGUCAUCAAUGGAGUGAAUUGAGUGAGAAGGGUAUUGGCGCAAUGGUUGCUGUAUAUACGAUUUGUAUGUUUGUCUUGUAUUCAUGUGCUCCUGUCCUAUUCCGACUAGGGAGUGCUGUAUUGUAUAACCUUUCUAUUCUUACAAGUGAUUUCUAUGGUUUGAUCUUUGGUUUGGGUCUCUUUGGUUAUAAGGUUACACCUAUGUAUCCUUUUGCCUAUAUUAUUAUUAUUAUUGGAAUUGCCAUUUAUCAUAUCUUUCCUGUACCUGAGCCUGCUAUCGGUAAUUUUACUUCUGAAACAGCAGAAAGAGAAAAGAUGGAAUUGUAUGGUACUCCUUUUACGCAAGGUGAUAUUGAAAAUCAACAAAGAGCCUCCAUGGUAACAACUGAAGUUAUCCCAACUACUGAGGAAGUAAAACAAUAAUAUUAUAAGCCAAAGAAGAAAAACUAGGAGGGAAAAAAAAUUUUUUUUUUAUCCCCCUCGCCAUUAUGAAAACUAUACUUUUAAUUUUAUUAUUAUUUGUAAAUUUUUAUUAAUAUGGUGUUGCCCUUCUUUACGUCUUUUGCACACUGUACAUAGAAAGACGUUUAUUUAUCCUUAUAAUAAAAUGUAUAAACAAAUAUAUAAUAUAAUUUCAAUUAAAGCUAACAGGAGUUAAAUAAAACUAGAGUACAAG